CAGCUGGGGACUGGGUCACUCUGAGUGCCACCAACACCCAGGGCACCCGUUCCCCAUCCCACACCCCACAAGCUGCCCCGUGGCCGUCCCUGCACGGGCAGGACACGGAUCCAGCGGCUCCAGCGCUGCCCAGCCCCACGCGGAGCCAGGAAGGGGAAGGCUCCUCCCUUGGGGACAGGGGGAUUGUCCCCAAAGCCAGUCCCCGCCACGCUCACACGCCAUUUCCCAACAGUCCUGGGGCUUGGGGACGAAGGUCAGUGUCACCACCAGUCACUGUCACGCCUCGGAGCGGCUCUGGGUGGCUCUGAGGUCCCCCCUUUCCCACGGUGGUGACAGUGGCCGGUGCCAUGGGGCCGCUGUGGCUCUGCCUCCUCAUCCUCACCGCGCUCUUCGGUCCCACGGCCCCACAAGACCUGGGCAGCUCGGUGUUCGUGUUCCCCCGAGAGUCCCAAAGCGCCCACGUGCAGGUGACAGCAAAGCUGGAGAAGCCCCUGAACAACUUCACCGUGUGCCUCAAAUCCUACACCGACCUCAGCCGGCCCUACAGCCUCUUCUCCUACGCCACCAAACAACAGAGCAACGAGAUCCUGCUCUUCAAGCCCAAACCUGGCCAGUACGACUUCAACGUGGGCAACCAGUUCUUGUCCUUCAGGGUGCCUGAAAACCUCGCGGAGGUCGAGCACGUCUGCGUCAGCUGGGAAUCCUCCACGGGCAUCGUGAGCUUCUGGCUCAACGGGAAGCCCUGGCCCAGGAAGGGGCUGCAGAAAGGAUACACGGUGGGAGUGCCAGCAUCCAUCGUGCUGGGGCAGGACCAGGACAGCUUUGGGGGUGGCUUUGAUGCCAAGCAGUCCUUGGUGGGGGAGAUUUCAUCCGUGUACAUGUGGGACGUGGGCAUCUCCACCACGGAGGUGGUGUCGGCCCUGUAUGACACACCUGGCCAAACCCCCCUUUUUGGCUGGAACAAUUUCCCCUACAAGAUCGUGGGAGAGGUGUACCUGAAGCCCUGAGGCUGUGGGGGGGUGUCCCCAAUCCCUGCUGUGUAACCCCCUCCCCAAAAGCCACCCAACAUUGCAUAAAUGGAGAAAUGUG
Melospiza melodia melodia is the source of this 1089-nucleotide messenger RNA. Its product is annotated as C-reactive protein-like. The transcript is spliced from 2 exons. Bases 348 to 1007 code for a protein of 219 amino acids. Gene Ontology annotation, molecular function: complement component C1q complex binding. NCBI's taxonomy places the organism in Eukaryota, Metazoa, Chordata, Aves, Passeriformes, Passerellidae. Gene Ontology annotation, biological process: innate immune response. The record is from RefSeq and is a predicted model, not a curated record.